UUUUUCAAAUAUUUUUAAUAAUGGCUGCUCUAAGCACACUUGUUGAAUUAAUGGCUAGAGCUACAGCUACAGUUUUCUCUCAAGUAUAUACAAAUGCCUUAGAAAAAGCACAACAACAACACCAUCAACAGCAAUUAAAUCUGCAAUCUCAACAAGCUCUUGCUGCAUUUCCAAUGUUCCCAGCUUUUAUGGCUUCUGUUUCUAUCCCACAAACAAUGCCAUGUAUAUCACCAAUUUCACAACACCAACAGCAACACCAAAUAAGACCUUUACCCAUUGAAAUGCCAAACAACACUAGUACAAAUAAUAUUCUAAUCCCUUCAAAAGUACAUCCCCAACAACCCCAAAAUUUAUCCGAAAAUGGUUGCUCAACAACUAAACCCAAUAGAAAAAGGAAAAGAUCAAAAACCGCUGGUAAUGUUGAGGGAACACCUCCAAUAAAACAACAAAUAUUACAAGAAGUUGAAAUCAAACAGCCAAAUAAUCAACAUCAAUUACCCCCAAUAGAACAACAACAAUCUUCUUCAAGUACAUCCCCUCCUUCCACUAGUCGAAUAAGUUCACCAGAUUCUAAUUCAAUUGUUCAUAAAGGAAGAAAAUUGAAAUUGUAUGCGGCGGAAGAAAAAACAGAUAUAAUAGAUUAUGCAAAAUGUAUAGGAAAUAGAGCUGCUGGAAGAGAAUUUAAUGUAGCCGAAUCUUCAAUUAGAGAAUGGCGUAAAAAUGAAGAAAAAAUUAGAAAACAGGCUGAAACAACUGCUGGGUGUACCCAACAUUUUGAAAAAAAUCGGGGUGAAAUUCUGACAAGGAUUGAUGAUGAAUUGGUAAAAAUGCUCAAUUCAAAAGAUAAACGUUGUACGACUUGGUAUGGAAUUGCAGAACAAGUAACCUCUUUAUGGGAAGAAAUCACAAAAGAAUUAAAUAUUGAAAUUAGUGAAAUGAAGAUUACAAUGGGUUGGAUCUCAAGAUUUAUGAGGCGUAAUGAACAUCGUGUCCCAAAAGUUACCCCACCUAUUAUUGCAACAUCAAGCGCUACAAAUGGAACUUCAACUGUUGCAUCACCAAGUAUGAUAACUCGAAAAAAUAAUGUUGCUGUAUCUUCGACUGUGGUUAGUUUUAGAAAAAAAAUUCUAAAAAUUUGUGAACCCCAAAAAAUUCCCAAAAAAAUUUUUAACUAAAAAUCAGUAUUGUUUUACUAUACCCCAAAAAUAUCCCAUUUUACGUCCCCGAAAAAAUCGCUGUUAACAGCUACAAAAAAUCCCAAUUUACACCCAUCGAUAAAUCCCAUUUUACAGUCCCCAAAAAUCCCAUUUACACCCUCAAUAACUCCAAUUUUACAGUCCCCAAAAAUCCCAUUUCUACACCCUUGAUAAAUCCCAUUUUAUAGCCCCUAAAAAUCCAAUUUACAACCCAUAAAAACCUCAUUUACAUCCCCGAAAAUCCCAUUUUACACCCUCCAAAAAAUCCCUCUUUUCACACCUCAAAAAAUUUUUUCAGCAACCAAUCGAAACUAGAGCAAAAGCAAGAAGUAAAGCAUCUACAUCUUCAAAUAAUUCCAAAUUAAAACAAGAAAAAACAACAGAAGAUAAUAACAAAAAUAUAAAUGAAUCAUCAUGUUCAAGAAGGAAACGCUUUAGACCUAUUCGG
Molecule: messenger RNA, 1644 nt
Organism: Meloidogyne enterolobii
Lineage: Eukaryota; Metazoa; Nematoda; Chromadorea; Rhabditida; Meloidogynidae
Source: the annotation of a GenBank genome assembly